UCCCUCCCUCUCUCCCCUAUCUCUCUCUCCCUCCCUCUCUCCCACCAGACUCUCUCUACCAGAGGAGCCCCCCAGUGCCCCUCCUCAGACGGUGAUUGCCAGUGGUCGUACCAACCAGUCCAUCAUGAUCCAGUGGCAACCACCCCCGGAGAGCCACCAGAAUGGACCGCUCCAGGGAUACAUCAUCAGGUACUGUCUGUCAGGACUACCAGUGGACUGUCAGAUGAAGAACAUCACCAGGCCAGACCAGAAUAACCUACUCCUGGAGGACCUCAUCAUCUGGACUAACUAUGAGAUGGAGGUGGCAGCCUACAACAGGGCUGGGAGGGGUACCUACAGCCACAAGGUUACAGAGUGGACCCUGCAGGGAGUCCCCACUGUCCCACCAGGUAAUGUCCAGGCUGAGCCAUUCAACUCCUCUACAGUCAGGCUGACCUGGUCAGCUCCUAGCCCUCAGUUCAUCAAUGGCAUCAACCAGGGAUACAAGCUGUUGGCGUGGGAGGCGGGUCAAGAGGAGGAUGUUACCAUGGUGACAGUGAGACCUAACUUCCAGGACAGCGUGCAUGUGGGCUACGUGACUGGACUGAAGAAGUUCACAGAGUACUACACCUCUGUCCUGUGUUUCACUACACCUGGAGACGGCCCUCGCAGCCCGCCUCACAGACUACGCACUCACGAAGACAAGCCUGGUGCCGUUGGUCACCUGAGCUUUACAGAGAUCCUGGACACAUCUCUGAAGGUCAGCUGGAAAGAUCCCAACGAGAAGAAUGGAGUCCUCACAGGUACUGUACCUAGUAUAGUAUAGUAUCUAACCCUAAUCCUCUCUGGAAAGACCCCAACAAGAAGAAUGGAGUCCUCACAGGUACUGUACCUAGUAUAGUAUAGUAUCU
Molecule: messenger RNA, 890 nt
Organism: Oncorhynchus mykiss (rainbow trout)
Lineage: Eukaryota; Metazoa; Chordata; Actinopteri; Salmoniformes; Salmonidae
Source: RefSeq, a predicted model, not a curated record